ACAGUUCAGCUUUUCUCCCUCGCGCGAAGCAGAUUACAGAGGGUGAACUUCAACGACCAAUCAGUGGAAGAGAAUAGCAAUUCAAAGGAAGAGAUGGAGCCAAAUGUGAAGGGUGAGGAAUCAGUAGUAGGAUACAAUAGCAGUAAUGUAAAGAAGGCACGAUUACAGUCGAUGCUUUCGGCCCUCCUCAAUGACCCCACACUGGCUGAUGUUCCAAAGAAACCCACCCUCGCUGAUGUGGACACCUUGAUGAACUUGGAAUUAGGCAGUGCUAUGAGAAUUUCCAUUGUUAAAAUGGAUAAUACUACAUUCGAUGUUGCAGUGUUGAAUUCGGCAACUGUUAAGGAUUUGAAAUUGGCAAUCAAAAUGAAAACAAAUGAUAUGGAACAGUCUCAGUUGGGACAUCGUCACAUUUCAUGGAGGCAUAUUUGGGCUAACUACUGUCUUUCCCACAAUAAUGAGAAGCUCAUUGAUGAUAAUGCUCUACUUCAGGAUUUUGGCAUACGCAAUAACUCUCAGGUACACUUUAUUUCCUUUAUCAUGUCAAGGGUAUAUCGAAAACACACUCGGAGGAGAAAACAUCGCUUCUUUCAUGGUCGCAAAUGAUACAUAUUCACCAUCCAGCUUGUUUUAGUGAGGUGUUACUUAUUGACCCAUAGCUAUGUACAUAAUGGAUGCUCUUCUUAUGAAUG
Messenger RNA from Telopea speciosissima, 692 nucleotides. Its product is annotated as U11/U12 small nuclear ribonucleoprotein 25 kDa protein-like. Gene Ontology annotation, cellular component: U12-type spliceosomal complex. NCBI's taxonomy places the organism in Eukaryota, Viridiplantae, Streptophyta, Magnoliopsida, Proteales, Proteaceae. The transcript has 5 exons. The record is from RefSeq and is a predicted model, not a curated record. The coding region runs from base 94 to 606 and encodes 170 amino acids. Gene Ontology annotation, biological process: mRNA splicing, via spliceosome. Gene Ontology annotation, molecular function: protein binding.